GUCUGAAUCGGUUUAUCUUUUUCCCCUCCGCCUGCGUAUUCUGCCUUUUGCCUCUUUUUCAGUUUAUUCUCAAAAUAAAAUUAAAGUUCUUUUCUUUGACCGCUUACUUUUCUCAUCCGAAACCAAACACUGGCUUUUCCUAGGGUUCCUUGCUUCUUCCUUCUUCCGCAUUCUCGAUUCCUCUCUAUCAAAACUCCGUUUCUCUUCUUUGUUCUUCCAAACACGUUUGGUUUCAAUGGCGGAUUUCACUUCCUCUGCUUCUGCUGCUGCUGAUUCUUCUUGCUCCUUGUCCGAGAAGCCGAUCGCAUUAAUGGCUGCUUCAUCCUCGUCGCCGCCGUCGUCGUCUUAUGGAGCAGUACUUGACGAUGGUUCCGAAGACGGUUGCAGCAUCUGUCUCGAGCCUUUCUCUGCUCAAGACCCUGCCACUGUUACCAGUUGUAGACAUGAAUACCAUCUUCAAUGCAUUCUUGAAUGGUCACAGAGAAGCAAAGAGUGCCCAAUAUGUUGGCAAUCGUUUGUCCUGAAAGAUCCUGCCAGCCAAGAGCUUCUAGAUGCUGUCAGGAUUGAAAGGCACUGCAGGUCAAGGAACCCUUCUCCUGCUGUUCCCAUAGAUUUUCAUCAUUUCCAUGACGAUUUUGGUACCGAGGAGGAUGCAUCUCAUUCAGAUGACUCAGACUUUGAUGAACGCAUUUUGCAGCAUCUAGCUGCUGCUGCGAGCAGAGCUCGUUAUGUUCGCAGAAGGGAAAGGCAAAGAUCUUCUGGGCUUGACCCUGCUCGAGUUCUUUUUUUUACCUCUCCUGAACAUAUGCCGCACACACAGCAGACAAAUCCAACUUCACCGGAUGAAUGCCAAAACUUAAGGUAUGGGUUAAGUCAGUGUGAUUCACUGGCUUCAGUCAUACCAAAUAUUGACCCUCCAUUACCUGUGAACCCAUCUGUUGAUGUGGUCUCUAGUUCUGCUGUCAGUGGAGAUAAGGCUAUCGACACAAGGCAGCCACAAGUGGAUACUCUACAUAGACCAAGCUCAUCUGAAACAUUUUCUUUCACUGAGUCUAUCAAAUCUAAAUGGUCCAUUGCUUCAGCCAGAUACAAGGAAUCUAUUUCUAAAGGUACCAGAGGUCUGAAAGAGAAGCUUCUUGCUCGUAAUAGCUCUGUUAAGGAGCUCAGCAAGGGAGUGCAGCGGGAGAUGAGUGCGGGGAUUGCUGGUGUUGCAAAAAUGAUUGAACGUCUAGAUAUUGCUACAAAAAGACCUGGAGCUUCUAUACCUGUUUCUGGUGGCACUGGUGGUACCCCAAACAUUUUAUUUAAGGGAAAGGGAGUGCAAGAAAAUGUUAUCGCUCAGAGUCUUAAUAAUAACCAUGCAGAAUUCUCUCAUGGUUUAAAUUCAGAAGAACCAUCUUAUUCCUCUUUUACCAUCCCGGGCAAAGUUGAAGUUUCUCCCACCCAGAGAGGACAUUGAUGCUGUUGAGUAUGUCAUUGGCUGGUUCGUUGUGGCAGUUAACAUUUUGUUUUGGAAGAGGCUAUUUAAUGCAAGUGAUGUUACAGUGAGGAAACCAAUUUGCCGGUUGGUUUGCGUCCUGCAUUGCCUAUAUCUUGCAAAAGAUUCCCCAAGUUGGAUGGUACAUACACCAUAUAUUGUCCUGACACCAACAUUUCCUUUUGUCAUAAAACACUGGUAGGAGUAGUAAGAAAGCAAGAAUUGUAAAAGCUUUCACCUUCUCUCCUAUUUGGUCUGUGCUGUUUGCGUUCUGGUUUUACAGAGGAGUUUGACAUUCAGCUUUUUCUGUUCUCUAAUUAUUCGGGCUAUUUAAAUUUGAAAAAAAUGCCUCUGUUUCUUACUUUCAGGUA
Theobroma umbraticum is the source of this 1848-nucleotide messenger RNA. It is a transcript of the gene RHF1A, whose product is annotated as RING-H2 group F1A. NCBI's taxonomy places the organism in Eukaryota, Viridiplantae, Streptophyta, Magnoliopsida, Malvales, Malvaceae. Gene Ontology annotation, molecular function: ubiquitin-protein transferase activity. The record is from RefSeq and is a predicted model, not a curated record.